Molecule: messenger RNA, 747 nt
Organism: Suillus plorans
Lineage: Eukaryota; Fungi; Basidiomycota; Agaricomycetes; Boletales; Suillaceae
Product: phosphoribosyltransferase-like protein
Exons: 5
Coding region: 1-747 (248 amino acids)
Biological process (GO): 5-phosphoribose 1-diphosphate biosynthetic process; purine nucleotide biosynthetic process
Cellular component (GO): cytoplasm; ribose phosphate diphosphokinase complex
Molecular function (GO): ribose phosphate diphosphokinase activity; magnesium ion binding
Source: RefSeq, a predicted model, not a curated record
AUGGCUGUGAUUCCCUGUUUCCCGUAUGCCCGCAUGGACAAAAAGGAUGAGCCUAGAGCACCAAUAACAACAAAACCGGCGGUGGCAAACAUGCUUGAUAGCGCGGGAUGCGAUCACGUCAUGACCGGCACCAUGGAUCUGCAUGCCAGUCAAAUGCAAGGAUUUUUUGACAUUUCAGUAGGCAACCUUUUCUCAGAGCCUUUGAUGGUAUCGUACAUCAAGAGGCACAUCGAUGAAUGGCAAAAUGAUAUUGGCGUCAGUCCAGAUGUCGGUGGAGACAAGAGGAUCACUGCAAUGGCAGACAAACUUAGCAUUGAAUUCGCCCUUAUACACCGGAAACGUGAUGGGAAUCUCAAAAUACCUCGGAGCUCAUGGAGUUUCUGCCACAUGCUCAUACUCGCUGCUCGGACGCUCCAUGAGACAGGCGCCAAAACGAUUCACGUUCUUAUUUUGCAUGGACUCUUCACAGAAGCCCACAUGGCGUCUUUGAGCAGCCUUCCUAUAGAGCGGCUCGUGCCCUCGACACAACACAUCAUCCACGUCUUCCGCACAGCAGAUCCUAUCCCGACGGGCAUCUGUACCAGUGUUGCCUUGUCUUGUGGCAUCACAGGCUAUAUCACGGAGACACUGCCAUUCGGGCAAGGUCAUCCGCUACGUUACCUUCAUUCACCUUGGGUGGUCUGUCGAUAUACGGACGCACUCGACUCGACUGUUCAAAUCGUUGAUGGGUUGUUGAGUGAGGACUGA